AUGGCUAGUAUGGCCACGAGCUUUUAUAGUAACUUGUAUGCUUCCGAGAAUACGGUUGGGAUUGAGGAAGUCCUGUCUCAUAUACCAAGGAAAGUGGAUGAUGCCAUGAACAAUAUUCUGACGGCUCGUUACACCAACGCAGAGGUCAAGGAGGCUCUUUUUCAAAUGUUUCCUACAAAGGCUCCAGGACCCAACGGCUUCCCUGCACAUUUUUUUCAACGUCAUUGGGACCUAUGUGGUGAGGAGGUAACCGGUAUGGUGCUACGUGUUCUGAGUGGAGAGGAUUCUCCGGAGGAGAUAAACAAAACGUUCAUCGUCUUAAUACCCAAGAUUGCAAGUCCAAAAAAUUUAGGACAGUUUCGACCGAUCAACCUUUGUAACGUGAUCUUCAAGAUUGCAUCAAAGGUCCUUGCCAAUCGGCUCAAACUUAUUCUCCCCGAUAUCAUCUCAGAAGAACAGUCGGCAUUUGUACCUGGUCUUCUAAUCACCGACAAUUUUAUCUCAGCCUAUGAGUGUCUACACUACAUGAAAACAAGGAAGCUCAAGGGAAACAGGUUCUGUGCUCUGAAACUCGAUAUGAUGAAAGCCUAUGAUCGUUUAGAGUGGAAUUACUUGGAGAAGGUUAUGUUGAAAUUGGGAAUCAGCCCAAAGUUCACCGAAAUUGUGAUGCGGUGUGUCUCUUCAGUAUCCUUUUCGGUUAUAUUCAAUGGAGGGAAACAAGAAGACUUCACGCCAUCGCGCGGUUUGAGACAGGGGGAUCCCAUAUCUCCAUAUCUCUUCCUACUGGCGGCGGAGGGCCUUUCAUGUUUGUUGAAAUCGACGCUCCCAACGGAGAGGAUACAAGGCAUUACGGUGGCAGCAGGUGCACCGGAGGUAAACCAUCUUCUCUUCGCAGAUGAUAGCCUUCUUUUCUUUAAUGCUACACCGGAGAUGGCAAAACGGGUGGAUGACCUUCUGCAAAGGUAUUGUGCUGCUUCGGGUCAACGUAUAAACAAAGAUAAAUCCUCCGUCUUCUUUAGCAAAGGCUGUGUUGAAUCUGUGAGACAGGAAAUCAAGCAAGUUUUGGAUGUUUCGAAUGAGCAGCUCUCCGAGAAGUAUCUUGGCCUCCCCUCUAAUGUUGGUCGGGCUAAAGAGGGUGCUUUCAAGUAUUUGAAAGAUAGAAUCUGGAAGCAAAUUCAAGGUUGGAUGGAGAAAACUUUGUCCGUUGGGGGAAAAGAGGUGCUUAUUAAAUCCGUUGCUCAAGCUAUUCCUACCUACUCCAUGGCCUGUUUCAAGCUGCCUAGAGGAUUAUGCCAACACAUUAAUGGGUUUUUACGCAAGUUUUGGCGGGGCUCAAAAAAGGGAGAAAGAAAGACUGCCUGGGUCUCUUGGGAAGUCAUGUCACAACCAAAGUUUAUGGGAGGAAUGGGUUUCCGAGAUAUCGAGCUUUUUAACCUGGCAUUACUGGCCAGGCAGGCCUGGCGCCUCCUACAGGAACCCACCUCUUUGAGUGCGCGGAUCCUAAAGGCUGUUUACUACCCUUCUUCCACCAUUCUUGAUGCCGAAGUGGGCAAUCAUCCUUCACAAGUUUGGCGCUCCAUAAUUGAAGGCAGAGACACUUUGAAGCUUGGACUUGUGAAACGGAUUGGUUCGGGAGAGGACACAAAUAUAUGGAAUGACAAUUGGAUUCCACGUGAUUUUAAGCUUCGGCCGGUUUGCCCAAAGUCUUUGAAUCCUCCCCACAAGGUGUCGGACCUUAUUGAUCCAGUUAAUAUGACAUGGGACCGAGAUGUUCUUGGUCAGCACCUCUACCCCAUGGACGUUGAAGCAAUUCUUAACAUCCCGUUAAGCUCAAGAGUCCGUGAUGAUUUCUGGUCUUGGCAUUAUGAGAGAAGGGGUGUUUUCACAGUACGGUCUGCAUAUAGACUCUUGGCCUCCACAAAGCAACAGCGGACGGACUGGCUAGAGCACAAUGACGGCCACUCGCGUUUCGAGUCUGAUCGCCGAUCUUGGACAAAGCUGUGGGGAGCAUCGGUCCCUUCCAAAGUUAGAAUUUUUGCAUGGAGAUUGGCUAAAUCUUCCAUCCCUACGGGAGAAGUCCGCAAGACAAGGAGCAUGGCUGAAACACCGGAGUGUACCCUAUGCAAGGUGGCGGUGGAUACGUGGCGUCACUCGCUUUUUGAUUGCAAGAUGGCUAGGUGCGUUUGGGCACUAGCUGAUGAGGACCUCACAGAAACCAUUGUCUCGAACCGGACGGACGACGCAAAGUUUUGGAUGCUGUGGCUCGUUGAUACUCUUCCCUCGAUGGAGCUUGCGCGCGUCCUCGUGACGAUGUGGGCAAUUUGGUGGGCACGGCGUCGAGCUAUCCACGAUGAGCAGUUCCAAAGUCCGCUCAGUAUGCAUAUGUUCAUUGAGAAAUUUUUGUCUGAGGUGGAGGCGAUCCCCGACGGGAAAGAGCGACCCAGGGACCAAAAUGCAAAAUCCAAGGACCUGCAUGCAACGCCCAGGGACGUGCAUGUAACGUCCCGGGAGGAAUCAGUGCAGCGCGACCGACCAGCUCGGACGACCUGGCUCCUGCCGGCGAAGCAUGACGUGAAGAUUAAUGUUGACGGUGGCCUUUCCAAGGUUGGAGACCGUGGAGCUUCGGCGGUGAUCUGCAGGGAUAAGCAUGGCAUGUUUCUUGGUGCUUCCGCGGUUAUUUUCGAGGGUUUGCUUGACCCAACUACACUCGAAGCUCAGGCGUGCAACGAGGCCCUUGCUCUUGCUGCGGACCUCCAUGCUCAAUCCGUGUGUGUUGCAUCGGACUGCCUCGAGGUGAUCACCUAUAUCCAUACUGGUGCCCCAUGUCGAUACUUUGCUAUCUUGGAGGAGAUCAAGCACAGGAUGCAUUCGAUCCAAGAUUUACAGGAUCAUAGCUUCGCACGGCCUGUGCUCGGCCGCCAAAAAGAGAGCACUGGAAGAGCAGCCUUCCGCCGCCAUGCGUCAUUCUCAAAGGCAUAUGCAAAUAGCUGUGCAGAGGACGCCAUUGAGCUCAGCCACGCGGACGCCAUUGGUGGUCUUCCUCCACAACUCAUGUCCCGCUGCAUUCUGCGGACCUUCAAUCGUCUUCGUCCACUUCUCGUUCUCCAGGUCAAAGCAAUGUUAUCUUAUCCCUAA
Messenger RNA from Aegilops tauschii subsp. strangulata, 3135 nucleotides. NCBI's taxonomy places the organism in Eukaryota, Viridiplantae, Streptophyta, Magnoliopsida, Poales, Poaceae. The record is from RefSeq and is a predicted model, not a curated record.